CCUGAUCUCCUCCUCACUCUCUCUCGCCGUUGACUGCGUGCCGCCCCGCCCGGUGGGGGCGCGCACCCUGAGCCACACCAGCGAAGCCUCCCCAAUUUGGGCGCUUUUUGGCGGUUUUCUGGCAACUUCUCGGGCAAUUUCUCCAACAUUUCCCGGCCUCAGGGGCGCCCCGUGCCGCCCCAGGAGCGCCUGACUUGACGCACGGGGCUCUCAAAUUGCUUAUCCCAAUUACCGGCAGAUAUCAACAAUUCAUCAGCAGCAGAUUUCUUGCACCGCAAAAGCCCGCAAAUUCCAAAAACCAAUUUUCCACCUCGACUGAGGGCGUAAUCCCUCAAUUGUGGGGGCUGUGCUUGAGACUCAGAGUGUGGUUGGUGAGCAAGUGCGCGCGAAAAUUGAGUGUUUGUGCACAGAGAGACAAGGAAUUAACAGCCAAAAGAGGAUUAAUAAUCUUGGGGAGUAAAAUUCCGCGUGCAGGAAAGUUAAUCAUCUUGAGGAACACUUGCUGAGGACGGAGAAGAAUUCAGCGAAGAUGGCAGAGGACGAGGUGCUUUUCGACGAAGUUUACGAGCUCUGUGAGAUUAUUGGCAAAGGUCCAUUUUCCAUCGUGCGGCGAUGUAUUCAUCGAGAAUCAAAUCAACAAUUCGCAGUGAAAAUCGUCGAUGUGGCAAAAUUCACAGCAAGUCCGGGAUUAAGCACAGCUGAUCUGAAGCGAGAAGCAACGAUUUGCCACAUGCUAAAGCAUCCACAUAUUGUUGAAUUACUGGAAACAUACAGCUCCGAAGGAAUGCUCUACAUGGUCUUUGAGUUCAUGGAGGGCUCGGACAUAUGCUUUGAGGUGGUGCGACGCGCAGUGGCGGGAUUUGUCUACAGCGAAGCCGUGGCAUGUCACUACAUGAGGCAAAUACUGGAGGCGCUGCGCUAUUGUCAUGAGAAUGACAUUCUUCAUCGCGAUGUGAGGCCAGCGUGCGCCCUGUUGGCCACUGUGGACAAUUCAGCACCCGUGAAAUUGGGUGGCUUCGGCACGGCCGUGCAAUUGCCCAAUGGGAGGGAAUUUGUUGAAACACGCGAAAGGAUACAAGUGCAUCGUUCAAAUUUGAGUCCUAGAGGGAAACUUUAUUUGAAGUCAGAUGGUGAGGGACGUGUCGGCAGUCCGCACUAUAUGGCGCCGGAAGUGGUGACGAGGCGCACAUACGGGAAGGCGUGCGAUGUGUGGGGCGCUGGCGUGAUGCUGCACGUGUUGCUGUCGGGACGACUUCCGUUCCUGGGCUCUGGAAAGAGGAUCCAAGACAUCGUCUCACGUGGGCGAAUGACGGUUGGUGUACUUAACUAUGUACAAUUGGACGCUCCGGAAUGGAAGCAAAUCUCUGCAACGGCCAAAGAUUUAGUGAUGAAAAUGCUGGCACCGCAUCCUGGAAAUCGACCAUCAAUAGCAGAAAUACUGGAGCAUCCGUGGAUAAGGGACCGUGAUAAGCUCCAGCGACAGCAUUUGGCCGACACUGUGGAGGAGUUGAAGCGCUUCAAUGCACGUCGCAAGUUGAAAGGUGCUGUUCAGGCUGUCGCCGGCGGCAUCGCCAUGGAUCCACUUUGUGGCGCUGACGCCGAUUCAAUGGCUGUUGGGACGGCGUCGGAGUCACUGAACGAGUGGGCAGACGAGGAGGCGGGAUUGGAGGCUGUGCAAAAAGUGUUGGAUUCCUUAGACGACAUUCAUGCCGUGCAAGAUCCAUUCGUCGAUCCGGAUGUGCUGCGAGACAUUUUACGAGACACUCGACUUCACACUCUGUUGCAGCUGUACGAUCGCAUCAGUUGCAACGUAAUGUCGCCAUCACGUGCGCCGCCGGGAGAUGGAGUGGCGCGAUGUCGAGAUGCCGUCGAGGCGAUUUCCCUGGCACAUGGACACAAAUUCAGCCGUGAAAAGGCUGAAAUGCUGCAGUUGCUCUCACUUCCACAUAUUCAGGCUCUUUUGCAUACUCAUGACGUAGUAGCAAGAGAAGUAUACGGCGAAGAGGCUCUUCGUGUCACACCGCCCCCAAUUGCUCCCUAUCUCAACGGCGAUGAUAUCGAUAAUGUGGAUAAUGGCGACCUGCAGCAUGUGACGCGCGUUCGACUGGUCCAGUUUCAGAAGAAUACCGACGAACCAAUGGGUAUAACGCUGAAGAUGACAGAAGAUGGUCGAUGCAUUGUGGCGCGCAUUAUGCAUGGCGGAAUGAUACAUCGACAGGCGACUCUCCACGUUGGCGAUGAGAUCAGGGAGAUCAAUGGGCAGCCGGUGCAGAAUCAAACAGUUAGUCAACUGCAAAGAAUGUUGCGCGAUGCUCGUGGCUCUGUUACCUUUAAGAUAGUUCCUUCAUAUAGAAGUGCCCCGCCACCUUGCGAGCUUCCCUAUGCUGAAACACAGCUAUUCAGGAUUAGACCGGCACCAGUUCUUAUAUUCGUACGUGCCCAGUUCGACUAUGAUCCAUUGGAUGAUGAGUUGAUUCCUUGUGCUCAGGCCGGAAUAGCAUUCCGCACUGGUGACAUAUUGCAAAUAAUCAGCAAGGAUGAUCAUCACUGGUGGCAGGCGCGACAUGAUGCGGCCGGCGGCUCGGCCGGUCUGAUUCCGUCUCCAGAGCUUCAGGAGUGGCGAAUUGCUUGUCAGGCUGUGGACAAAACUAAACAGGAACAAGGAGAAUCUGGUCCUGGGUGUUCAGCACAUGCCGAAGGAUGUGAUGGAUCGACAGUUAAUUGCUCAAUAUUUGGUCGGAAGAAGAAGCAGUGCAGAGACAAAUAUCUUGCAAAACACAACGCUGUGUUCGAUCAAUUAGAUUUGGUCACAUACGAAGAAGUGGUUAAAGUACCCCUUGGCGAUCCCGCAUUUCAGAGGAAAACGUUGGUGCUCCUAGGCGCUCAUGGUGUUGGACGUCGUCAUAUCAAAAAUACACUUAUAGCAAAAUAUCCAGACAAGUACGCGUAUCCUAUACCACAUACAACGAGGCCACCGCGGCCGGAUGAGGAGAAUGGCCGAAGCUAUUAUUUUGUGUCCCAUGACGAAAUGAUGCAGGAUAUCGCUGCGAAUGAGUAUUUGGAGUAUGGCACACAUGAGGAUGCAAUGUAUGGGACAAAGCUGGAGACAAUUCGUCGUAUUCAUGCUGAAGGGAAAAUGGCUAUUUUGGAUGUUGAGCCUCAGGCACUGAAAAUUCUACGCACAGCUGAAUUUACACCCUAUGUGGUCUUCAUUGCGGCACCAUCGCUACAAAACAUAGCUGAUUACGACGGCAGCCUGGAGCGCCUAGCUAAAGAAUCUGAUAUGCUGCGUCAAGCGUAUGGGCACUUCUUUGAUUUAACUAUAGUUAACAAUGAUAUUGGAGAUACAAUAGCGGCACUGGAGAAUGCCAUCGAUAAGGUACAUUCCACUGCCCAGUGGAUUCCAGUUGGUUGGCUCUAUUGACAAGACAGCGAACUUGAGUGUCCUGAAUGCCUCGAGGGAUGCGACGAGUGCGACUGCGGACUCGACGAGUUUGACCUCAAGUGAACACACCGAUAUUCAGUCGACAGAUUUGAGGGCAUUGCGAACAGGUCACUAAAGGUAUUAAAAAUCAAAAUUUUAUCCCAACCCAAUUAGUUCGCUCUUCCCAAAUCUCUAUUCAGUGGGAUUUUUGUCAAUUUGCAAGUCGACGGGUGAAUCGAAAACUGUGAAAAGGCAAUUCAAUGUAAACUUUGAAAAGUCGACUAUUCAUUGUUUAUGUCGUAGAUUUUUUUUUUAAGAAAAUUGUCUCAAACUGUAGUGAAACGUAUAAAAAGCCUCUUUGAAAAGUAAUUAUAAAUUAUCAGAAUUACCCUUAAAGUCUCCCACUUUUUCACCCACUUUUUCAGUAUAAAAAGUUGAUUUUUAGAACGUUUUUUGAAUAAAAUGUACCCAAAGACUAUUAAAAAUUGACUUUGGAAAGCAAUAUUUUAAGUCUUUCUAUUAAUUUUGCCAUAUUUCUGUCAAAAUUUACAAUAAAUACUAGUAAAAUUUAUUUAAAUAAUAAUAAUUAUUAUCAAAUUCGGCAAAUGACGAUUUUGACUUUUUGUACUUCUCGAUUCACCCGUUGAAGUUCUUUUUCACUGAGUUAUUUGAGUUAAUUUGCAAUAAGAAGGAAAGAAAAGCGUGAAUUCUGUGGGGAAAUUGUGAAUUUUCUCAUGGAUUUUUUUCUCUCUUAUUUGCUUGCCAUUUCGAGAGUGUUUUUGAACUCUUUAAAACAAUUUAUCACAAUAUUUUAUUCCUAAAACAUUUGACAGAUCUUUCAGUCAAUCUUUGUUGUCUAGUUUAUUAUUUAAUUUUUAACACUUUUGUCCCUAUUAUUUUUCUUGUACACUGUUAGGGAAUAUUUUAAUAAAUCAAAUAUAUUUUUAUGAAUUGCAUUUAUUGUAGACAAAAAGAAGGUUAUGUAAAUGAUAGUGAAUAAACUGUAGAGAAAAACCCACUAAGAAAGAAAGAACACAACACACUAUACAUUACAUUUAAAAUGUUCUAUAUUGAGUAAAAGAAAGAAGAAAAAAAGAAAAGAGAAAAUUGUUCUAAAGUAACUAUUCUUGUCACCCACAAAGUGACAAUAAAUAGAAGUGAAACAUAGAAUUUAAAGAGUGGAAGAAAGUUAUACAAAGGAAUAUGCUUUAUCUUGUAUUUAAGAAUAAUUAAAAAGAAAAAACAAAAAGAAAACAUAAUGUUUUAUUGUGAAAAAGUAAAAAAAAAAAUGAACAUUUUGAAUUUUUGCUUCAACUCUUUUUCUAUUUAAUUCACAAAAAAAUUUACUUGAUAAUAUUUAUCUCGAUAAAAAUGAGGAAGAAAAAAAAUUAGAUGAAGAGUGUGGAAAUUGAAUAAGAACACAAGAAACUAUAUUUCACUCAUAAGUUUACAAUGAAGCAUUAUUAAAGUGGUGAAGAAAAAGGACGCAAUGGAAAGAAGUGAAUGAAAGAAAGCCAAGUAAACUAAAUAAAACAACACAGAAACCAUCUGCAAAAUUUAACCUGAUCGAAUAUCGCAGUAUUAUACGUAAAAGUGAUAAAGUAAUAAAAAUGCAACAGAGAAAUUGAUGCCCAAUAUUAAUUUGACGAAUAAAAAGGAGAAAAAGCCCGAGAAUAGCGAAGAAAUUAACAAUGUUGAGUGUCACUUUUUGUUAUGGUCAAGAAUUAAAGCGAGAGAAGAAGAAAAAAAACACAGUGAGAAGGAAACAAGUCAAGAUUUGAGAAAAUGGGAAAACAAGAAAAAAAAUAAUAAGAACGUAGUUAGUGCGAUAUUCCAGUAAAAUGAAAUGUUAACAUAAAUUUUAAAUAAAAAAAAAUGUAAUAAUAAAGAUUAAGAUAAUAAAGAAGAAAAAAAAAAUCGAUGAACUGUUAAAAAUAUAUUUUAAAUGAAGAGUACUAAUUAUACAUUUAAGUAAAAAAAAAACAGAGAUAAGCAAAAGAAAGGAAGAAAUAAAGCAUAGGAAGUUCCAUUGAAAAAGGAAGGAAGAAAAUAUUCGAUAUAAAUAUUGCAUUUGAAUAUUUAGCAUAUUUAAAAGACCCAAAAAAAAAACAUUUUUAAACUAUUAAUUAAGCGUGAGACUUUUUGCGUGGAGACUUUUUCAUUUCACACCAAAAAAAAAUGAAAGAAAAUAUUUCUUGUUAUGCGUAAAACAAAAAAUAUUAGAAUAUUUAAAUUAUUUAACUCUUGUCAUUGAUUAAACAACAAAAUUUAGGCGAAUCUCCUCAGCAAACAGAGGACAAAUUGGAUCAAUUUUGACCCGAUUUUAAUUGAAGACAAGACAAGAAGUUUACGAUUAUAUGAAAAUGAUUAACACAAGAAAAAAAACCAGAGUGUCAAAGUAUUUAUAUCAUGGCAUUCUCCCUUAUAUAAACUGAGCAGUAGUUGAGGAAGAAAUUUACAAGAAGAAUAUAUAAAGUAAGAAUGAUGGUAAGAAGCCAAUUACAAGAAUUUAAGAACAUAAGAAUAACACCAUUAAUGAGAAAUGCAAGGAUUUUUUUUAGUCUUACGUUCUUCCAUUAAAUUACUUUUCGUUCCUCUCUGAAGAUUAAGAAAAAAAAAUACAGCGUAAUAGGAAAAAUCAUUUAAUCACGAGAAAGAAAGGAAAAACCAUCACACAAAUUAAAGAAUUUAUAAUUAGGUAAAAUAUACUUGAAGAUGAAGAAGUUAAAAUCAUUAAUAGCGGAUGAAGUAAUUCUACUUAAAAUGUCAUACAUUAUAACAAAUUGUGGUUUCAACUUUGCUGAAAAAAAACAUAUGUUAUUCGAUACAAAGAAAGAUGCGAAAAUACAGAAAAAAAACAAACAAUAAAAACGAAUUAUUGAAGUUCAAAUUGAAACAAGCAAAGCACUUUACAUGAAAAAAAAGCCCGUGGAAAAAUUGCUGGAAGAAUUAUUUAGAUAUCUUCACAUUAUAGUGCACUCUAUAUACUCUAAACCAUUAGAAAAAAAAGAAACAAAAAUCCAUAACUUAACACAAUGAAACUCUAAGGAGGAAAAGGAAAAGCAUUAUGAAUUAUAUUUAUUGUGUGUGUUUUUCGCCAAAUUGUGGGCGCAGAAGAGGAAAAACAGCAACUAUUUCGCAAUUUUGGACGGUCAAACCAUUUAUUAGUGAACAAAUAAAAGAAGAAAAAGAAUAUUUAACGCACAGGAAUAAAGAAAAAUGUUUUAAAAAAUUAAAUAGGUAAAAAAAUACUCGUUGAGAACGAAUAAUUAAUCUCCCAAAAUGAAAAAAACUAUACUUAAAGGAAAAAUUGAGUGAGAAAACUUUUUCUAACUUCACAAAAACCCUUGUUGAUUGUUGGAAUUUUUCAUUUCACAAAAAAAAAUUUCUUUCCAUAACGUAGAAAAUGUGCAAUUUUUUCGGGUAAUUUAUAAAAGAAAAAACAAA
Phlebotomus argentipes is the source of this 6871-nucleotide messenger RNA. RefSeq names its product peripheral plasma membrane protein CASK (gene CASK). The transcript has 22 exons. Gene Ontology annotation, biological process: protein phosphorylation; regulation of neurotransmitter secretion. Bases 530 to 3424 code for a protein of 964 amino acids. Gene Ontology annotation, cellular component: plasma membrane; cell-cell junction. The record is from RefSeq and is a predicted model, not a curated record. Gene Ontology annotation, molecular function: signaling receptor binding; ATP binding; protein kinase activity. NCBI's taxonomy places the organism in Eukaryota, Metazoa, Arthropoda, Insecta, Diptera, Psychodidae.